AUGUUCUCUCCACUUGGCCAUUUCAAGCAUAUAAACUGUCCUUUUGCUCGUAGCGAUCAAACGUGCCCUGCGAAAUACUGUAUAUUCAAGCAUGCAGAUGUUUGCUACAAUAAGGGCACUCUUGUUUCGCAUGUACAAGAAGAAAACUCUGCGAAUCAACGUGAAAAGAUUCAAGACAAUCAACCCCUUUCAUUGUCCUCCAUGUGUACAACAGCUCAGAUUCGAUAUGUCCCAUCUUCUUUUACUACAGCUAUAAAAGACGGUACUGUCGCUAUUAAGAAGGACCCUCAGUCAAACAAGGUAUUAAAGGAAUCAUUUUCUGGAGACCAAUCUACUAAACGAAAAGAUAAUGAAUUGAAAUCUCCGAGUUCUGUAUUAGCUGAAAGCACAAGGCCUCUCAAACGGACAAGGGAAGAGCCCCCGAAACCGACAUUGGAUAGAGAUAUCAAGAAGCCUGACUCGUUCGCUAUAAAACUGAAAGAAAGGCGGACUAUGAAUGAGCCUAUGGCCAUUCCAAAUCCAGUUUACGACUCUAACGCUCCAGCAGGUCAUGAACUUAGAAAACGCAUGGUCCAUAUCUUUUAUGAUGCUUUUUUAAAACUUGGAUACGAUGCGAUUGAAAGCAAAGAGAAAUCCCUAGAGGAGGAGAAAAAUCUCUGCUUAUCCACAAAUAGCAAAAUGGUAUACAGCUCUUCUUGCAAAUCCAAGAUUUUGUCCUUAAAGAGAUCACCGCCUAAGGAAAUUUUAGAGAAAAAAGAAGAUGUGAGUGAUCUGAUUCCAAAGUUAGUUCAUCCAAAGCAGCAACUUGAGUUAUGGGGAUAUAAUUUUGGAUAUAUAAAUCCAUCUGAGCCGGAUGAUCCUUUGCGGGAGUGUGAUCGAUGUGGAACAAAGUUUGUAAAUCUUACAGGACCUUGUAAGUAUCAUUGGGGAAAACUCUUUCGAGAAAAAGUGGGUGGAGAAAAAAUCCGUGUAUACACCUGUUGCGAAGUGAAAGAAGGAGAGUCAUCAGGAUGUACAAGUGAAGAGUUUCAUGUUUAUCGAUAUCAGCAUUUACCCUAUUUAGCAAAUGUUUCGCCUUACGUUAGUUUGUCGACCGACUGCCCAGGGAAAGAAAGAAUGUAUUGUGCGUUGGACUGUGAACUUUGCUACACAACUUUGGGAUUUGAACUUGUUCAUUUAACAGUAGUUGACAAAGAAGGAAUUCUGUUGAAUCAAUUCAUUCGUCCCAAAGGAGACGUUCUGAGUUUGAACACACGUUUUAGUGGAAUAACCAGUAAAACGCAAUUGGAGUCUGGAAUCAGCAUGCGAGAAAUGUAUGAAAAGCUGAAGCAAUUGGGCAUUACAAGAAAUACAAUUAUUAUUGGGCAUGGGAUCGAAAAUGACUUGAAUGCAAUGAGACUGAUUCAUGAACAAGUGAUUGAUACUGCUAUUUUGUAUAAGCAUGAGCGAGGUCCGCCGUUCCGAUACUCUUUAAAAUAUCUAACGAAGAGGUAUUUGGGCAAAGAGAUCCAAACUGACACGCAUCACAGUGAGGAAGACGCGAUUGCUGCUAUGGACUUGGUAAUUUAUUGGAUCCAAAAGAUUAAAUCUAGGACAUAG
Molecule: messenger RNA, 1599 nt
Organism: Schizosaccharomyces cryophilus OY26
Lineage: Eukaryota; Fungi; Ascomycota; Schizosaccharomycetes; Schizosaccharomycetales; Schizosaccharomycetaceae
Product: exonuclease Rex3
Exons: 1
Coding region: 1-1599 (532 amino acids)
Cellular component (GO): nucleus
Molecular function (GO): nucleic acid binding; exonuclease activity
Source: RefSeq, a predicted model, not a curated record